Messenger RNA from Sus scrofa (pig), 3379 nucleotides. Lineage: Eukaryota; Metazoa; Chordata; Mammalia; Artiodactyla; Suidae. The record is from RefSeq and is a predicted model, not a curated record.
UAGUCGGAUUUGUUUCCGCUGCGCCACGAUGGGAAAGGAGUUCUUAGUUCUUAAGAUCUACUGUGUGCCAUGCAGCAGGCAGAAGAUUGAGAUAAAGGGGAGCCCAUGGGGCAUCUCUGCCAUGUAAACGCCCGUCUCCUGCCUCCAGCUCUCCCCUAUCCCCGCCUGCUUACCUCCCACACCCCUCCAGGGUGACUUCUGUGGUCUAUCUGUCUGCUUUGGCCUUCCCACCCUAGAAGGCCUCCAACCUUCCCUCCUAACCCAGGACAAAGGUCCCCGGGCCUUGGGCCCACAGGGGGCGUCCUUCUGCUGUGGGCUAUCCGUCUGCUGUCAGGGUGGACCCCAAGCAGAAAGGUAGUGAGAGCAGAUUAGGUCUUGAAGCGUUUGGAUUUGGUUGGAAGAAAGGAGGGAAAGAAGAGAUUUCAAAGUGGGAACAGCUGGAACAAAGGUAUGGUGGGGGAAAUGGGGUGACUUCACGUGAGGAGAAUCUGCCCAGCCCAAGCCAAGACACCAGCCCUGGUGUGGGAGGUGAGUCUGUGAUUUGGCACUUUGGGGGGGCUAGCCCUUCUGGUGCUGGGGUGACGGCGAGAGGCUCAGCUCAUGGUUCCCUAGGCCUUCAUUCAUUCAUUCAUUCAUUCAUUCAUUCAGCACAGUUAUUCAGUGACUGCCAUGUGCCAGGAGCUGUGCGGGAGCUGAGGGUAUAAGAGUGGGUAGGGCAGAUUUGAUCUCUUAUGGAGCUCAGGGACAAGGGAGGCCCAGAAGAUUCUAGGCGGACAAGGAAACGGUCAUUCACCAUCAGCACUUUUGUUUCUGCUCCAGACGGAAGCUGGGCUUGUCCCCAUUUCACAGUCGAGGAAGCUGAGGCUGCCUCCCUGGCGCUCCUGAGAGGGCCUGCGGCUUCGUUAGUGCUUGGCCCCUGGGAGGCCUGGAGCUUGAUAAGGACUUUCCGGAAAGGCGGGUGUGUUGGAAGGGGGGUCCCCUUUCCCCGCCCCUUCCCCGCCCCUUGGCCACAGCGUGGCGGGGCCGGGAGGGCCGGGGCGGAGUUGGCGUCACCUCGGGGGCGGGAGGGCGACCGCGGACCCGGCAGGGCGGGCGGGCCGGCGGGCGGACAGUCGAGAGGACCGGCGCGGCGGGAGGCUGGCAGAAGGAGGCGACCGGGCGCUGGGGAUGUGACCCCGAGGCCGGCCCGGACUCGCGCGCACCCGCCCGGCGGACCCGGAGUUCCCUUCCCCAAGAACUUCCAGCAGGUCUGCACCAAGAUCCUGACCCGCCUCUUCCGCGUCUUUGUGCACGUGUACAUCCACCACUUCGACAGCAUCCUCAGCAUGGGGGCCGAGGCGCACGUCAACACCUGCUACAAGCACUUCUACUACUUCAUCCGAGAGUUCAGCCUCGUGGACCAGCGGGAGCUGGAGCCCCUGAGAGAGAUGACAGAGCGGAUCUGUCACUGAGCCCAGACCUGGACCUUGUUGCCUGUCAGAUGGACCAUCUGAGCACAGAGUGGCCGGGGGAGGGCACCCUUGGGAGUCUAGUGGCAGAGGGACCUGAAGGCCCUGGGACUCUGCCACCUUCCCAAAGCCCCGACUUGUGGUUCUCAGAGUCUGCCCACCUGUCCCCCUGACGGCUUGUGAGUGGAGAAGGGGAGAGCUUAAAGGUGGACAGACAGAAGGAAAGGAGGCGUUAAACCCCUGGCCGGACGUCUGAAGGGUUUCUGUUCUGACACUUAACCCUCCCAUGUGGAUGUGGCUGAGGUGGCAGGAAAGGUGCAAGAGCAUGAGCUGCCUGUGUGUGAGUGGACACAGAUGACACAUGUGCUUGUGCGUGUGUGUGUGUGAGCUUCUGACUGAGGAGUGUGUCUGUGAUUGCUAGCUGCCUUAAACCCUUCCUGGCACGUAGUAGGCCCUCCAUGAAUGUGAGCUACACGGAUGGAUGGAUGGAUGGAUGGAUGGAAUGAAGGAAGAAAGCAGGGAUUAGGGCCAUCAGACCAUGCCCACGUAGGAGUGAUGACACGUCCCUGUCUCCGCUGGGUCUGUCUGACCCUGCAUGUAAGAGCACGCGAUGUGGUUGUAGAUGUAGCUCCAUGCUUGAAACUUCCAGGCUUCCGUCUUCCAUCAGUAUGAGUUCUGGGGAGCUGUGGGGAGGUAGGAAGGGGACCCCUGCCCUGAAGACCUAGGUGCCUGGCCCACCAUAGCCGCAGGUUCUGAUUUGCUCAGUCAGAGAUGCUCAUAAGCUGUCAUUUCUCUCAUCCCUCUGCCUCCAGGAAGGUCUGAUUAGAGACAGCCUCCUGGGCCUUGGGGGUGAUCCCUCAUGUCCACAAAGGUUCCUGGUCCUUAAUUCAGGAAUCACACACUCCAGCCUAACUCCCUGAAUCUCCAGAUGUGGUUGUGAGGAUCUGAAGCCCAGCGCAAGAUAAUCCUCCAACCCACGGAGUUCGUGAACUUGAACUGGGAAACUCCAGAGCCUUGUCACCUGUCUGGGACACUGAGGACCACGUAGCUGUGAAUGGACUCUUCCAGCCUUGGAAAGCCCCCAGCCUGCAAAGUUCUGCCUCCUUCCCAACAAUCCGUGAGACGUUCCAGCUGGCUGGAUCUCAGAGCAUAGCUAGCCACAGAGCAACUGGGGUGUUCGUUCAGCCCUCCAUUUCUCAGUGCUUCCCUGCCCAGCCCUGUGCCCAGACCCACAGGAGGGGAAACUGAGGCAGGGGUAGGGCCCUCCUAGAGCCUCCAGGCUGGGAGGCCAGGAUAGAGAGCCAGAAGGGACCUGGGGAAUCAUCCAGUCUCACUCGCAGAAGGAAACAAGCCAGGAAGCGAGGCCGGAGAGACGGUCCCAGGCCUCCCAGGAAGGCUUCUGCAGAGCCGGAGGAGAGAUCAGGGCAUCUGACUCCCACCCUAGGCCUGCGGAUGGCUGCAUAGGGCGAGGAGAUGAACGCAGAAAGAGGGCUUGACAGCCUUUCUCCAGGAUACAACUGUCCCUGCUUUGACCAAGGAUUUCUAGCCAGAUGCCCGAGUGCCCUGCUACCCCUCUGGUCUGCUGGGGUUGUCUGCCGAGCCAAGCCUCCAAAAUUAUGCCCCUCUCCGUGGCCCAGCAGCUGCCAGAUCUCUGGGGAAGCAGAUGGGGCUGCUGGGGCCGGCCAGCUGGACCCGGGACAGCUGCCUCCGGAGAAGUUCUCGAGGGAAACACUGGCCUAGCAGCUUUGCCAGAACCUCUGUGUGAGGCGGUAGUCAGAAAUUCUCCCGAGCAGGACUGGGGAUUGGAAGACGGAGUCUAGGCUAUGGCCAGUGCUGAUUGUGGGAGGGGGUGGGGGUAGGGAAUCUAUUUUUGUGAAACAGAGGGAAACUUUAUUGUUGUUAUUUUGGUAAAAUAAAAGAGGCAAACUAAA